GCAAAUGAAGAUAAAACAAUGUCUGCCAACCUAAAAUACCUUUCUUUGGGAAUUUUGGUCUUUCAGACUACCAGUUUGGUUCUAACAAUGCGUUAUUCUAGGACUUUAAAGGAGGAGGGACCUCGUUAUCUAUCUUCUACAGCAGUGGUUGUUGCUGAAGUUUUGAAGAUAAUGGCCUGCCUUUUAUUAGUCUACAAAGACAGUAAAUGUGGUCUAAGAGCACUGAAUCGAGUACUACAUGAUGAAAUUCUUAAUAAGCCUAUGGAAACACUUAAGCUUGCUAUUCCGUCAGGGAUAUAUACUCUUCAGAAUAAUUUACUCUAUGUGGCACUGUCAAAUCUAGAUGCAGCUACCUAUCAGGUCACAUAUCAGUUGAAAAUUCUUACAACGGCAUUAUUUUCUGUGUCAAUGCUUAGUAAAAAGUUAGGUGUGUACCAGUGGCUCUCCCUAGUAAUUUUGAUGACAGGAGUUGCUUGUGUACAGUGGCCCUCAGAUUCCCAAGAGCUUGAUUCUAAAGAACUCUCAGCUAGCUCUCAGUUUGUGGGCCUCAUGGCAGUUCUCACAGCCUGUUUUUCAAGUGGCUUUGCUGGAGUUUAUUUUGAGAAAAUUUUGAAGGAAACAAAACAAUCAGUAUGGAUAAGAAACAUUCAGCUUGGUUUCUUUGGGAGUAUAUUUGGAUUGAUGGGUGUGUAUGUUUAUGAUGGAGAAUUGGUAUCAAAGAAUGGAUUUUUUCAGGGAUAUAACCAACUGACCUGGAUAGUUGUUGUUCUUCAGGCACUUGGAGGCCUUGUUAUAGCUGCUGUGAUUAAGUAUGCGGAUAAUAUUUUAAAAGGAUUUGCAACAUCUUUAUCUAUAAUAUUAUCAACACUGAUAUCCUAUUUUUGGCUACAGGAUUUUGUGCCAACAAGUGUAUUUUUCCUUGGAGCCAUCCUUGUAAUAACAGCUACUUUCUUAUACGGUUAUGAUCCUAAGCCUGCAGGAAACCCCAUGAAAGCAUAGUCAUGAACUAUUGUUUACUGGUUUUUCAUCAUGGUGCACUAGGAAUCUCAACAUCAGUCUUCCACAGAGGAUGUCUACAGAUUUUCUGAAGAAAAUGUCAUCCUGAAUCUGACCGUGUUGUUCAAAGGUUUGAAAAAUAUACAUGCUUAAGGAUAAAGCAUGUACUGUAUAUGUGACAAAACACAUUACAUUCAGAUUCAAAACUUGAAAGUAUUUCCAGGAAUUUGAAUUGGAAAAAAUAUUUCAGGAAACUUGAAAUCUAAGUUUAAAAAGAAUCUACCUUUUGAUUGCUGCAGAAAUGUCCUAUGCACUCUUUGUAAGAGCACACAAAUGUCAGAUACCAAUUUUUGCAAAUUAGAUGUAUUUACUCAUGAAACCUUUUAUUCUUUCUGUAAAUAUCAAAUCACAUGGAAUAUUUAAAAUUUGAAAAUUAUAAUUAACUACACAGCUGUGAAAAGAUAGAAGUAUGAUUUGAAAAACAUUUUCACAGUCUGAGAUUUUUAUAUUUACAACAAAAGAUUAUUGAGCCUAGGAUUGCUAAAUAUUAUUUGUUAAAUUAUGUAAAAUUUGAUAAAAUAAUAUUCUGGAUCUGGUUUUUCAGAGAAUAAAAUUCAUAUUUAAAUUUAGUGUAGAAAAACUAUGUCUCCACAUAUAUUCUAAGACCUUUUAGUACUUUGCAACACCUAAAAACAAUCCAGUUGUUCUUGUGUUCCAUAGUAGCUGGUGACUUUUAUAAAAAUGGAGUUUUACCCCUUAAUCUCUUAAUUGCAUUUCUUUUCUAUAUAUGAGAUAAAUCCUUAAUAUCACUUUACAUUUGUAUGUGUUAAUUGCCAUUAAAGUUUUAAAAUUCAAUCUAAUUGGAUUAAAUACUCAUUUAUUGAUUUAAAAUAAUCACUAUUAUCUAAUUACCUCCAUUUGGAAAAUUUUGAAAUAUCAAGCAUAUACUGUAUACAACUAGAAAGUUUUAAAAUGGUUAUUUUGCUCAUUGAGCUAUGGAAAUUUCCUUUAAUCUACUACUAUU
Messenger RNA from Fukomys damarensis (Damara mole-rat), 2020 nucleotides. It is a transcript of the gene Slc35a3, whose product is annotated as solute carrier family 35 member A3. Gene Ontology annotation, molecular function: UDP-galactose transmembrane transporter activity. The record is from RefSeq and is a predicted model, not a curated record. Gene Ontology annotation, cellular component: Golgi membrane. NCBI's taxonomy places the organism in Eukaryota, Metazoa, Chordata, Mammalia, Rodentia, Bathyergidae. The coding region runs from base 19 to 999 and encodes 326 amino acids. The transcript has 7 exons. Gene Ontology annotation, biological process: pyrimidine nucleotide-sugar transmembrane transport.